This is a messenger RNA of Zea mays, 1879 nucleotides long. RefSeq lists its product as uncharacterized. Gene Ontology annotation, biological process: protein phosphorylation. The record is from RefSeq and is marked validated. The transcript has a single exon. Gene Ontology annotation, molecular function: transmembrane receptor protein tyrosine kinase activity. The coding region runs from base 149 to 1573 and encodes 474 amino acids. NCBI's taxonomy places the organism in Eukaryota, Viridiplantae, Streptophyta, Magnoliopsida, Poales, Poaceae.
UGAUUCCUCCACUCCGGCCUUGCCCGACGAUCUCCAGCUGUCCUUCAAUCAAAUUAUCAACCCAACGCCAUUUCGGCGCUCCCGCUUCCCACAGGAGUCACAGCUCAACAAAUCCCUACCCAAAUCCACCUCCCCGCCCCCCACCGCCAUGGCUCCCCCACCAACCUCGCGCUGCCUCGCCCUCGCUCUCAUCCUCAUCGGCGCCCUCUGCGCCGCCGCCGCCGCCGCGCGGUUCGCCCCGGCGGACAACCACCUCCUUGCGUGCGGCGCGGCGGCGCCCGCCGUCCUCCCCGACGGCCGCCGCUUCGUGCCGGACUCUGGCUGCGCAUCCACCCGCCUCCGGUCAUCCUCCCCGUCCCUCUCCUCCGCGGCGCCGCCCGGCUCCCCGCCGCCGCCGUCCUCGCUCCUCGCCUCCGCUCGGGUCUUCUCCUGCCGCGCGUCCUACGACCUCGAUGUCCGCCGCCGCGGGCACCACAUCCUCCGCCUCCAUUUCUACCCCUUCGUCCCCGCCCUCGCCGCGGCCCGCUUCCACGUCGGCGCCGGGGGGCUCCUCCUCCUCCACAACUUCACGGCCUCGUCCCCCGUCGUCAAGGAGUUCAUCCUCCCCGUGGACUCCGACGUCCUCGUGCUCACCUUCGUCCCCGACUCCGGCUCCACUGCCUUCGUCAACGCCAUCGAGCUCGUCUCUGCGCCCGAAGAGCUCGUUGGCGACAUCGGCACCCUAGUCACGUCCGGCGGCGCCGCUCAGAUACACGAGCUGUCGUCUCAGGUGUUUGAGACUCUCUACAGGAUCAACGUCGCGGGGCGCAAGGUCACGCCAUUCAACGACACACUGUGGCGGACAUGGGUUAACGAUGAGAAAUUCCUCAUCGACACCGACUCCUCCAACUACAUGGUGUGGUCGUCCAGUGGCCGGAUUGCUUAUCCCAAGGGUAGCAAGCAGAUGACAAGAGAAGUGGCUCCUGACAAUGUCUACAACUCUGCAAGAUCCGUGAGGCCAGGGGUGAAUGUGACUUGGGGUUUCCCUGUGCCUGCUAGCAGCCGGUACCUUGUGCGUAUGCACUUCUGUGACAUUGCUAGCAAGGCUCUGUAUGAGCUCUACUUCAAUAUCUACGUCAAUGGUGAUCUUGCAGUCAAGGAUUUCGAUCUCUCCAGUGCAACUGGAUUCUUGGCCUAUCCUUAUUACAUUGACUUUAUCGUCGAUGUGAAGGAUGAGGGGAUACUGAAAUUGGCGAUUGGUGGCUUAAAGAAGAGUCGAUCUGAUGAAGUAAGUGGUAUCCUUAAUGCACUGGAGAUAAUGAGGAUGAACAAGACCAGUGGAGGUAUGGAUGGAGACUUCCCAAUUGAUCUACACAUGGAAUAUGUGGUGAGUAAGGGGAUUGGAGAAUUUGCCCGCUCCCUGCUCUGUGGUUUCAUCUUUGUUGGGUUGUUUGUGGCUUUGGUCACGCUGAUGGUGAGGUUGAGGACCGAGUUGAGGAAUAACGGCACAGCUUGGUCCUGGAGACAGAUGAACUCCGAUGAAGGGAAACUGGCCAGAACAUAUCAGCUUGUGCCCAGUAAGACGGACUAUUGAAUAUUGCAGGCUGGGCAUCUUUGAGGAGUGACAACCUGCGGCUGUUGUGUGCAUCUAAUCACAUCAUACUUUUUAUUAAGUUGUAAGUACUGUAGUUUUAUCACCUCUCUAAAAGUAUUGUAGUUUUGUAUCAUCACUCCUUUCAUGCUUGGACUUUGCAUUCUCCAUGCUUUGUCAAUGGUCAAUGGAGGACAUGCUCAUGAUGCUGUAAAAGUACUCUACCCUAGAUGUGGCUGUAUUGCUAUUGCCUCAUUUAUUCAGUUUGACUUCUGAAACAUGGAUUCACAGCUGAAUUGCAUUUGAAUA